GCCGCGUAUCCGCUAGCUGGCAGCAGAGGCGGCAAAACAUUUGCAACAAAAUCUCAAUUUUGCAAUUGUUUUGUUAGACUGUUGCCAUAUACAUUUAGUUUAGAGACAAAAUGUUAAUAUUAGACUUCCUCGAUGAUGUCCGGCGAAUGAAUAAGCGUCAGCUUUACUAUCAGGUGCUGAAUUUUGGAAUGAUUGUAUCAUCAGCCUUGAUGAUCUGGAAAGGCUUGAUGGUUGUAACUGGAAGCGAAAGCCCAAUCGUGGUUGUUCUCAGUGGAAGCAUGAAACCUGCAUUUUACAGAGGAGACCUCCUCUUUCUCACAAAUUGUGUUGAAGAUCCAAUCAGAGUGGGAGAAAUCGUUGUGUUCAGGAUUGAGGGAAGAGAAAUUCCCAUUGUACACAGAGUCCUAAAAAUUCAUGAGAAAGAAAAUGGCGACAUCAAGUUCUUAACGAAAGGUGACAAUAAUUCUGUGGAUGACAGAGGCCUUUACAAGCAGGGCCAGCACUGGCUGGAGAAGAAAGAUGUGGUGGGCAGAGCAAAAGGGUUUGUGCCUUACAUCGGAAUUGUCACAAUUUUGAUGAAUGACUACCCCAAAUUUAAGUAUGCUGUACUGUGCUUGCUUGGACUGUUUGUGUUGGUGCAUAGAGAGUGAAGACAGUGUCAGUCAAACCAUGAAACACAUCCCUCUGGUGACUUCUUUGUUUUUGUUUGUUUGUUUGUUUGUUUGUUUGUUUAUUUUGUACUUGCUCUUAGAGACAAAGGUCAAAUUAUCUUUUUCUAUGUUCAAAAACAGUGCAUACAUGAGGUACAAAAAAAAAAAAAAAAAAAAAAAAAACUACUGGAAGCAUUUGUACUUGCUAAUUUGUUCCAUGUCAUACAAAUUAAAUUUUUGUUUGGUCUGACUUUACGCAUAGAUGUCAUUGCACCAUAUGUUGAGAUCUGUCUUGAGAACUUCUUUCUUAAAGGCAACAUUUUUCUAUGGAAUAAAAUUGUUGCACCAAC
Messenger RNA from Myxocyprinus asiaticus (Chinese sucker), 1000 nucleotides. Its product is annotated as signal peptidase complex catalytic subunit SEC11A-like. Gene Ontology annotation, cellular component: membrane; signal peptidase complex. NCBI's taxonomy places the organism in Eukaryota, Metazoa, Chordata, Actinopteri, Cypriniformes, Catostomidae. Gene Ontology annotation, molecular function: serine-type endopeptidase activity. The record is from RefSeq and is a predicted model, not a curated record. The coding region runs from base 111 to 650 and encodes 179 amino acids. The transcript has 6 exons.